Messenger RNA from Effrenium voratum, 1177 nucleotides. The record is from the annotation of a GenBank genome assembly. NCBI's taxonomy places the organism in Eukaryota, Dinophyceae, Suessiales, Symbiodiniaceae.
CCUGACACCCCCUUGCCCCGCGGCCCGCAAUGCUCGCCCUGGGCGUUCCCACUCCCGCCAGCCCAACAGCUCGCGGGCGGACUUUUGGGCUGCGCGCGGAGCUGCGGGAUGUGGGCUUGGCCGAGCGGCGAAAACUGCAGGAGCUGCUGGGCGCCAGCUGGCUGCCCCGCAGGUCCUGCGACCGCCGGGGCAAGAUGCCCAGCGGCCUGCGCCUCAGGCAGGCCCUGCGCACCGCGAGGAGCCCCCCACGCCCAAAGGGCGCAGAGGCCGCUGAGGGCCCGCAGCUUCGGCCCGCGCUGCGGACGCGGCACUUUGGGCCGAGCAGCGGCGCCGCCCGCGCCGAUUACCUCUUCCACGGCACCUCCUGGGCCAAUGCCCUGCGCAUCCUCCGCGAGGGUUUCCGCCCCUCGCUUUUCGGCGCGGCCACGCGGGCGCGGGCGCGGGCGGGAGGCCCGCGGGAGCCCAUGUUUCCAGGCGGACUCUACUUUGCCGAGUGCUCGUCCAAGGCUGACGAGUAUACUUCUGCCCCGUGUGCAAUGCUGCUCUGCCGCUGCGCCUUGGGCCGCGUGCUGCGCACCACUCGCAAGCUGCCGCCCCGCCCGCUGGAAGAAGCGCUCGCGGAGGCGGAGUGCGACUCCCUGGUCUGCGACUUGGAGGAGCAAUGCCACAGCUACCGGGAGUUUGUGGUGACGGACCCUGGCCGAGCCUUCCCGGAGUACUUGUUGCUCUACGACCGCGUCUUCCAGAAGCGGAGAGGCCUGCGGGUGGUGUAGCCGGGGCGGACCUCCUGGCCGGGGCCUUCUUGGCGCUCGACGUGGACCAAGCCGCCGGAAGGACCGAAGCCAAGAGCCAAAGCCAGGCGAGCGCCGCCUCGCGGGCGCGGCGCGCGGCGCGCGGCGCGCGCCAGCCAUGGCGCGCCAGGGUACGUGGAACCGCUGGAUGCGUCGGACGUCAUGAGGGCUGCCCCGCUGGUGCAGGGUUCAAUUCGUGCCAGGCAUUGCCGGAGUGUUGCCUCCCGGGAGAUGGCGGGGCGAGGAUGUUUUCAGGGCGGCCCUUCUCAUUGGCAGCCCCGGAAAAUCAAACGCCUUGCCGCGAUUUGACGGGAAUGCCAGCGAUGCUGCGGCCCAAAAAUCGAGUGCCCCAGAGGUCCUUGAAGUUCCUUUUUGCUCAACCUCCA